AGAGGCAUAAUAAAUAACUUCAUUCCUAUAAAUAUACUCCCCUCCCUUUGUCUCUCUGCAAAGGAAAAUCGCCAAAUCCCUCCAAAAAAGCUUUGCUGAUGCAACUGCUGGCUGCUGCAAUGGCCUACUAACGUUGACAAUUUAGACAGGACGAAAAAUAGCGAUGUUUUCUGUUCCUUAAACCGCACAAGAAAAUACUCGAAAAUAAUACAACGAUGUCUCAAAAUAAUACACCGGCAUUUGUAUACCAACGCCGGGGGCAUUAUAGUAAUUCCAAUGCCGUUCACGCAAUUGAGACAUCUACCGGCUCCAAGCCUAGCGAUGAUGGCAGUCACUCUGCCGUCACUUCCUUUUUCGACCGCACGACAGAAGCUGUAAAGUCUCUUAUUUCGCGCUGUGAUACAAGGGCAACAUCGUCCUUUAGCAACGAUAACUGUUCGUCAUCGAAAUCGAACAUGGUACCUUCUCACUCGGGCGAGUGCUCCUCUUCGAACUUGGUGUCGGAAAGAGAUAUAUGUAUUUCCAUUAUCAGAAAUCAGGGACUUGUCGGUAAAGUUUGGACUAGACAAGAACAAGAUUCUGCUGAAAAUAGCGGUAUUAGUAAAGAUUACUACACUUCGAAGCCAUGCAAAGUGUGCGAGCGUUUUGACAGUACAUCGAAUAUGCUGAUAUGCGAUAGUUGCUUAUAUGCGUUUCAUAUGUCUUGCUUUAAUCCGUGCGUAACGAGAGUACCAGUUGGUGAGUGGCUUUGUGGUUCUUGCUUGAACAAGAAGCGUAAGAUAUUGAACGAAACAUCCAGUGGUGAUUCGGUAAAUAUCCGCAUGGAAUUAGGGUCCGUGGAAUUUAUGUUGAGAGACAAAGAGCCGUAUAUGUCUAGUGUGCGAGUUGGCGAUGAGUUUCAAGCUAUUGUUCCUGAUUGGUCGGGGCCCGUCUACAAUGAACGCAGUCCUAGUGUUGAUUGGUUAGAUGAGGACCUUUCGGAUAAUAUUAGCUUGCAGGAAUGGAGUAGUUACACAAAACCUUUAAAGCUUAGCUCUAUCGGUAACUGGCUUCAGUGUCGAGAGUUCAUUCAAGGCAGUGAUGAAGGAACUAUAUGUGGAAAAUGGCGCAGGGCUCCUCUUUUUGAAGUACAAAAUGAUGAUUGGGAGUGCUUCUGUUGUGUUCUUUGGGAUCCUUGUCACGCCGAUUGUGCUGCACCCCAGGAAGUAGACACUGAUGAAGUCAUGAAGCAACUAAAGUAUAUGGAUAUGUUGAGACCUCAGCUAAGGGUAGAUGCGAAAAGGCGCAAGUUGGAUUGUUCAAAGAGUGUGUAAACUUUGGUAAGAUCGACGGUGAAGAUUGGAAUCAAGAAUAUUCCGAUUCCGUCGAUUUUGUUCCAUUUUUUUUUUAUUUUAGAAUAUAAUUUUUUCAAUUCAUUCAUUCUUUUUUUUUUUUUUGUAGAAAUGUGUGGACAAAAGUCAUGAUUAAUCAUGUAUAAAUUUCCAGAAGUAAGAAAUCUUAUUU
This is a messenger RNA of Erythranthe guttata (spotted monkey flower), 1503 nucleotides long. RefSeq lists its product as uncharacterized. Lineage: Eukaryota; Viridiplantae; Streptophyta; Magnoliopsida; Lamiales; Phrymaceae. Gene Ontology annotation, molecular function: DNA binding; zinc ion binding. Gene Ontology annotation, cellular component: CHRAC; nuclear chromosome. The record is from RefSeq and is a predicted model, not a curated record. Gene Ontology annotation, biological process: chromatin remodeling; regulation of DNA-templated transcription; positive regulation of DNA replication.